AGAGUCAGACUCAGACAUGCUGCUGUGGUCCCAAAUGACGCAUGCGCAGUGAAGGCAGGGGUACCGUUCGAUCUGGGACACACCCAAUCAAACUUUGUCAUGCGAUGCUCUGAUGCCUUUGGAGGUGGACAUCCUUGAGUUUGUGGUUCCUGUGGAGAACAAUAAGACUUUGCUCAUUUGGGACAUCGAGCCAUCACUGACUGCGGCCCAAAUCCACGUGGCGCUGUGUCAAGUCUUCUCCACCUUUGGACCUCUGUAUCUGGUUAAAGUGUGUCCUAAUGCCCCAGUGGCCUCACCGGGGUUCUACGCCAUCAUCAAGUUCUACUCUGCAGCUCAGGCAUCAAAAGCACAACGGCAGACUGAUGGACAGAUGCUGUUCCAAACGUCUCCACUCAAAGUGAGGCUCAGCUCCAGACAGACUCCUUCAACCUUAUCGAGGAGCACCAGGCUGCUCAGCCACACCCACUGCCUGGAUCUGGCCAAUCACUGCCUGGGAUUCAACAGCUGGUCAUCACACGUCAUUACACUGAAGGAGCUCAGUGAUGACGAUGAUGAAGAGCUGCUGGACGGGCAGAGGAGAUUCCGGUUCUGCUGCCUCAUCCAGCUGACGUUUCCUCACCAUGGACAGACCACCAGAGGAGUGGCAGUGGUGGAGGACACCUUCAUGGAUACAGGUCCAGAGCUCGUCCUGCAGAAACGUGGUAAACUCCAGAAAUCCGUCAGAGAGGAAGCCCUGGUCCAAGCUUUCAGCACAGUACUGCUUGUACUGCUAGGUAACCGUAAGGUCAUGGUGGAAGUGAAACAGAACUCCAAUCAGUUCCUCCAUGAGCUGACAGAGGGCGCCAUGCAGGUAAACGAGUGGCAGCCGGAUGUGGAUGACGACCUUGAGGAACAGCGACAGCCGUAACCUCAGGAAGGAGUUAGCUGCUUGAAUUAAAGUGAGACACUAAAGGUGGCUGAAUUUAACAAACACACAAAGAUUUUGUGUUCAGCGUUUGCAACAUUUAUUGUAAGCAGGAAGAGUGACGAUAUGGAAACCUGCCACUGGACGCAAGAACUCAAAGGACUACAAACACUGAUGUGAAUAUCUAUGGGAAGGUUCUCCAGGCUCAUAAGUAUUUGGACAGACUCACAUUGGGCUUGGACUAUUUCAGCAGAUGGUUGCCAUGGAAAUGUGCUCAGCAUCACAAGGUUUUAGAAAACUAUUGGCCCCCCAAAAAAGGUACAACACAAAGGUCUUCCAACACCACUGUUUAAUUUCAGAACAUUACAUGAAUACAUCAGUGAUUAAAUGUCAUACUUUUUACAAGGUUUUGUUGUCAAGGUGACAACAUGCACCUCAGAUACACUGAAUAAUUUGGCAGACUUGCUGUUGUAGCAUUGCUGCUAUUUUAAUUUUUUUUCACCACUGGUUACAUGAAACAGCACUUAAAUAAAUGUACAGGUGUGAAACUGAGGUCACAACGUUUGACACGAGGGCAGUUGCAGAACGGCUCUGAUAAUGUUUCAGUGUUUUCCAAAAAGCUUUGCCAUCGUUGGCUUCACCACAUUUACACUUUCACAGUAACCUGUCAUUGUUAAACAGUUGUGGUAAGUGUACACGGAUUGGGUGUGUUGAGAAAAUUAGGCUGGAAUCUUCCAAUCCAGCGCCAGUAUCAGCUUCUGUGUCACUGUUCACACUGGGUGCACAAUGUGUGGUUUGGGGUGCAGUAGGCUGUACGAUUUCACCCUAAGAGUUUGCUCUCGCUCUGCUGAUUUUAAAAAUACUUGUAUAUCAACUGACUGAAAGCUUAACGUGAAUUUAUUUUUAAAAAUUAGAGUUGCAAGCAAAUAUUAAGGGUCCAAGCACCUCCUGUGCCACCGUGGAUCCAGGCCUGCAUCAAGCAGGGGCCACAGAGCAGCCUUGCAAGACCUGCAUGAUAUUUUUGGAGCACGUUCAAGCUCUGAAAUUUAUUUGAAAAUAAUGCUUUGCAGCACCAUCUACUGCUGCAGUUCCACCACAUUUCGCACUGUGGUUAGAACAGGCCAUCCAUAAAUGUCACAUUUCAUGCCAUUUGGUUAUCCCAUUAAUGAGAAAACCCAUCAUUAAAUAGCAUCACAUAUGGUCAAACUCAAACUUAUAAACGAAGUAAAAAAAAAAAAAAACAAAUUCAAGGUUUCUGGUCCAAUUUUUCAGUCACAGUCCAGAGAAUGUUUUGACACCCAUCUGGCCUUUCUGCGUCAAAAAUC
Messenger RNA from Thalassophryne amazonica, 2229 nucleotides. RefSeq names its product RAD52 motif containing 1 (gene rdm1). The transcript has 8 exons. Gene Ontology annotation, cellular component: nucleolus. Gene Ontology annotation, molecular function: RNA binding. The record is from RefSeq and is a predicted model, not a curated record. Lineage: Eukaryota; Metazoa; Chordata; Actinopteri; Batrachoidiformes; Batrachoididae. Bases 113 to 907 code for a protein of 264 amino acids.